GGGUGGAGCCUGUUCCGCCAGUCUGCAACGAACGCCAGUACAGCAAACCGGGCACAGAUAACAACAGUCGAUCGUGUGGAGCUGGCCCGUAAUGGAGACGAUAAUUAGUGUUAUCCUACUGCUUCUGUCCGUAGCCGGAUUAAACGGUAGUCCACCGAAAAAAGAAUGCCUGGUUCAAGGACCAAUAACGCUGCCCGAUGGAAAGAAUAUUACCGGAUCGAGGAAUGUGGGCGGAUGCACAUGCAAGGAAGUGUUUGACCAAGAGUUUAAUCCUAACGUGCAAGACGAUGUGGGCGUCACGUGUAACAAGGACGGCUCCUGGAGUCUGAAGCAAGAUCGUUGGCAGUUCGCCUACUGCGUGGACAAGCAGGGCAACCAGGUCAGCGAGGUGGUCGUUCAGGAGCACUGGAGUCUCCAGUGCGAUCCGGUUCCGCGUAUGCCGGCAACAGUACCGCCCCUGCGUCCCCGGAAGCCGACUUCCCGCCGUCCAUCCGCUGGCGCGGCCUCGCAUAGCUGAAAGCCGUGCAGAAACAGAAACAUUAACCCAAUUCAUGCAUAUGCUUUCUGCUAUCAAUGUUGAUUCAAUAGCAUCAGUCGUUGUGGCUUCUCUUAUCACCGAGAGUCCGAGACCAGAAUUAAUGGGAAAGCAGAAUAAUCAUAUGAAGUUUUAAAGCAAUCCGUUAUUCUUGCGUUGAGUGUUUGGUAAGCUCUUUUGCUAGAUACUUGUGUUAGCCCAUACAGUAUACUUGUGUUAUACGAUUAAAUGAUAGAAGAUAAUUCCAAGGGG
Molecule: messenger RNA, 787 nt
Organism: Paramacrobiotus metropolitanus
Lineage: Eukaryota; Metazoa; Tardigrada; Eutardigrada; Parachela; Macrobiotidae
Exons: 3
Coding region: 92-517 (141 amino acids)
Source: RefSeq, a predicted model, not a curated record